Messenger RNA from Drepanopeziza brunnea f. sp. 'multigermtubi' MB_m1, 1569 nucleotides. RefSeq lists its product as uncharacterized. NCBI's taxonomy places the organism in Eukaryota, Fungi, Ascomycota, Leotiomycetes, Helotiales, Drepanopezizaceae. The record is from RefSeq and is a predicted model, not a curated record. Gene Ontology annotation, molecular function: FAD binding.
AUGCCGACCGCUAUUGCCCAACUUCUCCUUCCGGGCUUGUUCCUCGGAUUGCCGUGCCUCGCACAAUACGCAUAUGGAGCCCCCUCCGCAGCAGCAACAUGCGAGACAAUCAGUUCCGCCUUGCCAGGCAAAGUGGAAAACCAAAACUCGUCAAUCUUCAAAGAGACAACUACCUACUGGUCUGCCCGACAGGACCUGACGCCUGGCUGCGUCGUUCUGCCGACAUGCGCUGAAGACGUCGCGAAGGCUCUCGUGCUUGUGACCAACAUGAGCACCCCAUUCACAGUGAAAAGUGGAGGACAUAGCGGCUUUGAUGCUGCAUCCAGCAUCCAAGGAGGAGUGCUUAUUUCUUUGGAGAUGAUGAACAGCAUUGAAAUCGCAGACGAUCUUGGCACGGUUGCAAUCGGCCCCGGCAAUCGCUGGAUCAAUGUCACUCAGGCGGUCGAACCUCAUGGUAUUGCCGUCGUCGGCGGCCGCAGCCCUCUGGUCGGUGUUUCGGGAUUCCUCUUAGGAGGAGGACUGUCGUUCUUGCUAGGCAAGCGCGGCUUGGGGUGCGAUAACAUCCGGAACUUCCAGGUCGCCCUGGUCUCCGGCGAGAUUGUCGACGCGAAUCCAUCCCAAAACCCGGAUCUCUACUGGGCUCUUCGAGGCGGCGGCGGAUCCAGUUUCGGCAUCGUCACCAGAUUCGACCUCGAGGCGUACGAGCAAGGCGACAUCUGGAGCCGGCUAUCAGUUUGGACUAUAGAAACCGUCAAUUCGGUCCUCCACACUUUUACCAAGGUCGCACGGGAAAUGAUGCACUCGGGACUGGAUCCAGACGCCCAUAUGAUGUUCGGCAUAAACUUUGCUGGCCCUGAUACCGCAAGCCCGAAAACGAUGGUCUUCGGUUUCCACCUGAAUCUCAGCUCUCCGUAUGCUCCUGGCGGCGAGUUUGAUACCAUGGCCUCCUUUGGCGACCCGGCACUCCCAGGGGCAUUGUUGAAUACGUCGCAGGUCAUGGGCCUUUCGGAUACGAUCCUCCGCACUACCAGCGCUGGCGGCGGCUUCGGUAACCGAGAGUCAUGGUACUCGACCUCCAUCUCCGAUCGUGCGGACAGCGAUGCCUUUAUGGACAAGCUCAUUGCAGCCUUCACCACUUGGGGCGCUGAUGUCCGAGCGCAGAUGACUGCUCGAGGGGACAUGCUCAACAUGAGUAUGGUCUUUCAGCCCCUUACCAACCCGGCCCUCGAGGCCAUGCAGAGGAAUGGCGGCAACCCCACGGGCCUCCGGCCCAAGGAGUUCCCUACCUACAUCGUCUCCUUCCCGACGAGCUGGAGCCUGGCAGCCAACGACGACUUCCUCGACGCCAGCAUGCAAAAGUUCGUCUCGGACCUGGACGCCAUGGCGAAAGCUGACGGCUGCGGCGCUGGCUACGAGUACAUGAACUACGCGGGCAAGUUCCAGAGCCGGAACGGGACGGUCAUUGCCAGCUACGGGCCGGAGAAUCAAGAGCGGCUCCGCGCUAUCGCCAAGAAGUACGACCCUCAGGAUCAACUGCGCACGCUCUGGACCGGUUACCACAAGCCUUGA